AUGAAUCUUGAACAGAACUCGCCAGCUAGGUUUCAACUAUUCAAAGUAUUGGCCAUAUUGAUGCGCUCGCGCGAGUAUCAUGUCACAGAAGCAUUUCUUUACCAACUACUAGAAUUGGCCUCGGGGUAUAUUGACCGUCUACUCACCAGAUUACUAGAAUGUGCGCAGCUUCAAAGGCGGCGGAAGCCCUCGCUAUCAGAUAUGCAAAUGCUUUUCAAGCUAAUGGGAAUCUCCGUGGGUGACUUGAUACCAGAAAUAGAUGUUUGCAAGCAUUUUCCUCGCAGGAAAGAGAUUGAAGAAACGAGUCGAAGCGAGCGGCGAGGCGAAGAAUCUGAAGAUGACUCAGCUUCAGCUUUUGGGAGCGAACUGUAUUCGAUUUCUGAAGUUGUGCCCAACUUGCGCGACAAACCAAGCUAUAUACCGUCGUACCUACCGGACCUUCCUCCGGACUAUACAUACCAUUCAACAGCAACUUAUAGACAGCCGUUGACGGACUUGAAACAGUUGCGGAUCAAACUAGUAGAGGAGCUGAGAUUAGCGGAAAAGUCGCUUUAUAGACUUAUCGAAGACGAUGAAAGAGAGCAGUCAAGCAGGAGCGUGUUUGAGAAGGAGAUCCGGGAGUUGGAGGAAGAAAAAGAAACAAACGAACAUGAGAGCGAAAUGAACCCUGCAAGUGCAAAUGAAGUAACCAUUAAUGCCACAGUCGAAGCCCCGGAACAGAAUGUUCCGUUCACGUUUGAUUUUGAAAAAUACGCCAAGAAAAGGAAAGAGAUUCGAUUGAAGAAAGAGGGCAAGCAGCAAGAGACGAAAGCUUUAAAAGAGUCAAAUGUGUUUUUGAAAGCGGAGCUGAUAUACGGUCCAUAUGCCACGAAAGGGCCCACCAAGGAAACAGACUUGUUUUUCAAAAAUGUAUUGGACAGUGAGUUUCGGAACGUGAUUGCCUCGUUGAGAAGCGACGACAAAAAGAGAAAACAACGGGAAGCGGAGGCGUUGAAACAGCGGGAGAUGGAAGAAAACGAGAGGCGGAAAAUGAGUGAGAUUCGAUUCAAUUUUGGUCAAGAGCGGCUUCGAAAUGGAUACUCUAGUGAUAUGGACGAUAACGAUAACGACCUGAUAGACUUGGACGUGGAGAUGAAAGAAGCAGAAUAA
Lodderomyces beijingensis is the source of this 1149-nucleotide messenger RNA. The record is from the annotation of a GenBank genome assembly. NCBI's taxonomy places the organism in Eukaryota, Fungi, Ascomycota, Pichiomycetes, Serinales, Debaryomycetaceae.